AUGAUCUAUGGAAUUCUACUUGAAAGUUGCCGCGAUGGUAUUUGUCAUGCGUAUGGAUCAGCAACAUGGCAAAGAGUCGUUGAAGAAUUAAAUUUUGAAUCUGAAUCAUUUACAACACUUGGUCGUUAUGAUGAAGCACUUGUUGAAAGAAUUGCUGAAUGUCUUUCUGAAGCAUUGGGUGACGGUGGAGUAGAUUUUUACAUGCAAUUUUUUGGAGAAUGCUUUGUAACUUUUUUUACAAAUUAUGGUUAUGAUAAAAUCUUACGUGUCGCUGGCCGUCAUUUUCGAGAUUUUCUUUUAUCAAUCGAUCAACUUCAUGAUUCGAAUCGAUUCAGCUUUCCAAAAAUGAAAUCCCCAUUAUUUCAUGUUACAGAAGAAGAUGAGAAUGGCGCAGUUCUACAUUAUAAAUCAAAACGUCGAGGUUUUCAACAAUAUAUCAUUGGGCAAUUGAGAGCAUGUGGACAUCGUUUUUUUAAACAAGAAAUAUUGGCACGUGUUCAAGAUGAUUUAUCGUCAAAUGAAUGCAAUCAUAUUGUCUUUCGUUUGGAUUUCAAUAAUACUAGCGGUAGUAAAACAAAAAGAAUUGUGCCGAAUCCAAAGUUAUCUGAUGUAACCAGUUCAACAUUUUUCAAAGUAUUUCCAUUUUCUAUUGUCAUUGACGCACGCAUGCGUAUACAUCAUAUGGGAGAUUCCAUCAAAGAAAUUUUUCCUGUUGGUACCGUAUUAAUCGGACGUCACUUCGAUGAUGUUUUCCGUCUUAUUCGGCCGGAUAUCGUACUUGAAUGGAAUCGAAUUAUAUCCCAUGGUCGACAUAUAGUAUUCGUGAUUGAAAAUCGAAUACCACUUCGUCCAAAUGCAUCUAUAGUUGCAAAAAAAUUCGGUGCAUCAAGUAAUGCACAACUUCGUCUCAAAGGACAAAUGAAAACAGUACUUGCUUGGAACAUGGUUGUUUUUCUUUGUCGUCCCAUAUUAACAACAACAGAAGAAAUGCUUUCUGUUGGCUUGUUUUUGCAUGAUUUAAAUUUUUAUGAUGGUAGCAGCGAAAUUCUUAUUGCUGGUAUGCAACAUACUCGAACACUACAAAUAGCGAUCGAUAAACAACAAGCAUGGGUAGCAAAAUUAAAAGGUUCAAAACGUGAAUUACAAGAAUGGCGUCGAAAAGGCAAACGUCUUUUAUAUAAUAUGAUGCCAAGACAUGUUGCGCAACUUUUACAAGACGGCGUUUUGGCCAAUUCAAUAUGUGAAUCUCAUAAAUUAAUAACUUGUCUUUUUGCAUAUUCAAUUGGCUUUAAAGAUGUUGUACAAAAAUUAAAGCCAGAUCAAAUCGUGGAAUCAAUAAAUGCUACUGUCAAUGCAUUUGAUCAAUGUUCUGAACAUUUUGAUGUCUUUAAAGUUGAGACAAAAGCAGAUUCAUCUUAUAUGGUAGUAGCUGGCAUACAAGAUCGUUCAGUUGGACAACGACGUGGAUCGACAACUAGUGGAUCAACAUUACAUAGUGGGACACUUACCGAAGAACUUGGUGGUGAUAUUAAAAAUCCAUUGGGACUCAAUCAAGCAGAAAUCAUAGCAGGACUUUCACUUGAAUUAAUUAAAAGUUCUAAGAGAGUUAUAAGUCCAUUAACACAGCAGCCGUUUCCUGUUAAAAUUGGUUUUCACUCGGGUUCAGCUGUCGGUGGUAUUGUUGGUGCGAAAAAUUUUCAAUAUUGUCUUUUUGGUGAUACAAUUAACACGGCAAGUCGAAUCACAACAACAGGCGAGGCGGGACGAGUUCAUGUGAGUGAUACGUCUUAUGCACUUCUCAGAGAAUCACCUUACUUUGAAAUUCAAAGUAAAGGCAAAACAGAACUCAAAGGUAAAGGUACUGUUGAAACAUAUUGGUUAGUCGGUCCCAAAGCUGACUAUAUGGCUGCUGCUGAACAAGAUCCAUUUCGAAUACAUGAAGAAAGUCAAUCAGCAGUCGGUCAACAUCAAGCAAAUAUGUAUGAGAAUACUGCUAUACAGAAACUUGAUCCGGACAAGACACGAAAUGGUUCACCACCAGUACACCGAGCAAAUAUGGCAAGAAGACCAUCAAUUGCUAGUGGUACCUGCCCAUUUAGUGGACAACAACUUGGAAAUAAACCUAAAUAA
Rotaria socialis is the source of this 2130-nucleotide messenger RNA. NCBI's taxonomy places the organism in Eukaryota, Metazoa, Rotifera, Eurotatoria, Philodinida, Philodinidae. The record is from the annotation of a GenBank genome assembly.